This is a messenger RNA of Tarenaya hassleriana, 2393 nucleotides long. Its product is annotated as exocyst complex component EXO70A1-like. The transcript has a single exon. Bases 97 to 1980 code for a protein of 627 amino acids. Lineage: Eukaryota; Viridiplantae; Streptophyta; Magnoliopsida; Brassicales; Cleomaceae. Gene Ontology annotation, biological process: exocytosis. Gene Ontology annotation, cellular component: exocyst. Gene Ontology annotation, molecular function: phosphatidylinositol-4,5-bisphosphate binding. The record is from RefSeq and is a predicted model, not a curated record.
AGGUGGACUCGAAUCUAACCAGAGUGAACGGUCCAAGAUCCAUUCACCUGAAUUCGUAAUUUUGCCAUCUCCGUCUAUAAAUACCUCUCCUCUCCAAUGGCUUCCAAACAAAGAGGAGAGGGGAAAAAGAACGAGAGAGAGAGAGAGAGAAGGAUGAUGCUCUUCAAAACAACGUCUUCUCUAUCACGACAAUGGACGAAAUCACGCUCACACCAGAGCUUCUCUGAGUCUCUAAUGGCGGAUACUAUUGUAUCCGCUGAAGCUAUCGUAAACAGAUGGAUUUCACCAGAGCUCCAUGACUCUUCCGUCUCUUCCUCUUUCUGUACUCUCUCUUCGCUUUUCUCCCCCGGAAACCGCGAAGAGGGGAGACGGUUCGUCGAGGUCAUCGGCAGUUUGCGAUACGCGAUGCAGAGUGUGAUGUCGGUGAAUCCAGGAUCGAAGAAGCUGGAUCGGGCGCAGAAUUUGAUGCGGAUCGCUAUGAAGCACCUGCAGAGGGAGUUUUACAGGAUUUUGAAAUCGAAUCGGCGGUAUCUGGAUCCGGAAUCUGUCUCGGUUCGGACUUCGAGGGCUUCCGAUUCCACCACAUCCAGGUGUUCAAGCAGAAGCGUCUCCGACUCUGAAUUGGACGGUGAAUCUGACUCAUCGAACUCUGAUGAGUCGAAAUCGGAGAGCGAAAGAGGAGGUGACGACGCGGAUGUCAUGGAGGAUUUGAAGAUGAUCGCGGAUUGCAUGAUAUCUUGCGGCCACGACAAGGAAUGCGUGAAUACCUACAAGAAAAUCAGGAAAUCGAUCAUCGUUGAGUCACUGGACCGUCUGGGUUUCGAGAAUCUGAGUCUCUCGCAGAUUCAGAAACUGGACUGGGAGAUUCUGGAGAAGACGAUGAAGAACUGGUUGCGGACGGCGAGAGUCGCGGUGACGACUCUGUUUUGCGGAGAACGAAUCCUCUGCGACCAUGUCUUCUCGUCAUCCGAUGUCAUCCGCGAAUCUUGCUUCGCCGAGAUCGCGCUGGAUAGCGCUUUAUCCCUGUUUGGCUUCCCGGAAAAUGUCGCAAAGUGCCGGUUAACUUCCGAGAAAGUUUUCAUAACUCUCGACGUCUACCAAGCGAUCUCCAAUCUGAUGCUUCAAAUCGAGCUCGUUUUCAGCUACGGUUCGACCAGCUCCGUCAAGUUACAGGCGAUCGAAUCUCAAUCCAAGCUCGGGGAAACAAUUCGAUCCAUGUUGGGGGAAUUCGAGACCUCGAUUUCAAUGGAGUCGUCGAAAUCACCGAUCCCUGGAGGCGGAGUCCACCAGCUAGCGAGAUACGUCAUGAACUUCAUCGUCUUCCUCGCCGACUACAGCGACUCACUCGCCGGAAUUCUCACCACCGAGACGCCUUCAACCUUACCGGAAGACUUCUUCGGAGGAGGUGGAACGGAAACAGCCGGCGCCGUCGUCUACUCUCCGGUGGCCACGAAACUGGCAUGGCUCAUCCUCGUCCUCUUGUGCAAGAUCGACGCCAAAUCUCGGCUGUACAACGACGUGGCCCUCUCGUACCUCUUUCUCGCCAACAACCUCAAUUACAUCGUCGACAAGGUCAGUACAUCGAACCUGAUGGUGGUGUUGGGGGAGGACUGGGUGACGAAGCACGAGGAGAAGGUGAGGCAGUUCGUGGCCAAGUGCGAGAAGAUCGCAUGGGGCGGCGUGAUGACGUCACUCUCCGGCGAAACGGAGGACGCGGAGGAGAUAUUGCGGCGGUUCAACGAGGCGUUCGAGGAGGCGUACAAGACGCAGAGCUCGUGGGUGGUGCCUGACCCUAAGCUCAGAGACGAGAUCAAGGUCUCCGCCGCCGGGAAGCUUAUUCCCGCCUAUUCCGAGUUCUAUAAAAAUCAGAACAUGGAAAAUGUCAGAUUUGCCCCCGAAGAUCUGGGGAAUUACCUCUCCGACCUCUACUUCGGCUCCGGUGGAUGUAUCUCGUCCGACUCCACCCGACCAAGACGUUGAGUCUUGAGUUGAGAGUGUGUUGAUAAUUUAAGUAGAUGGUAAUGCCAGCUAGACAGCACGUGCGUGAAUUAGGAAUAUAAUUUAAAAAAUCUUAAUAUUAUGUAAAUACAGAGUGGAGGACGGCCCAUUGGAUAAUAUUUUCUCUAAUUAUAAACCCAAUUAUAUUCCUCCUACAAAGCCUGUUAUCGGCCCAUUGGAUUUUUCUUUUCUUUUCGUACCAAUAACUUUCCAUUUCAUUUAUAUUGCCACGUGGAAGCUUAGAAACUUCCAUCCAUCCAUCCAUCCAUGUCUCUACGUGUAUUUGUAAGAACUCGACGUAUUUGUAUAACUCGUCGUAUACGGCGGAGUCAUGGUACAUUGCAGCGUGUGAGAGAAUAUCUUUCUGGCCCCUCUUGUCAGAGUAUUUGUAUGUU